GAAAAAAAAAAUACACAUGGGUUACUUAAUUGUCAAAUUGUUUGCUUAAUUUAGGUAAACUUUUCUAGAACCCAUAAUUGGACCAUUGUAAUGUUGUUAUCCUCGAACCAUUUGAGUUUUUAUUUUUCUAUUGAAGAGUGUUGUGAUUUGUUAUUUUCCCUUUGUUUUGUAAAGGGGGCAAGAUGUUGUUAAUGAUAUUACUACACAGAAGACAAUGGCACUUUGAAUAUGCCAUUGACUUGAUCAAAUAACAACAUAUUUCCGGUCCUUUAAAUGUUGAAAACCUACCCAGAAUCUUAUCCCUUUUUACCCACUUGAAAGGCCAAUUGCACAUACAAUUUCUUUCCCAUUUUUCGAUUUGGAAUUUUCACUCGUCAAAUUCUAAUAUGGAUGUAUAGUGCCAUACUAUAAUCCGGUUUAAUAAUUACCAAUGAUGGAGCCAGAAAUUCGAAUGAGAAUAAUAAAAAUUUAUUCACGGAAAAUUUAAACUGACGAGAGGAGCUAACGUCUUAUCAACUACUAUAUUUUGCCAAUUUAUUACAAAAGUUACAUGAUUUUGAAAGUUGAUGGGGGCUAUAGCCUCCCGUAGCUCUGCCACUAGUAAUUACAUUCACAUAAUGAUUUAGCACAGUGAGAAAUUACAGGUGUAUUCAAGUCUUGAACUUUUUAGUCUUGAAGGUAAAAGACUAAUAACAUUUCAUCCUUGCAAUUCGAUUCCAACUUAAGGUAAUGAGUAGACAUGACAAUGAGUCGAUUCAUUAGAUAAUUUGACCCAAUUGUCAUCAUCCAUAUAAGUAUUGAGUUGGGCUAAAACGGACUCAUAUGCACUUUCAAUGAUUUCGAGUUUGAGUAUGAAAUGGAUCAUGUUUGGGUUAAUUCAUUUGGGUUAGAUCCAAAACGGGUCUAACUGGGUCUAGAUUACUGUAUAUCAUUGAUUAAUCAUGGUUGAUCCUAAGACCCAAAACUAUCUCCAACCACUCUCUUUUUUCCGUUGAUUGUUUAACUCAAUGGUUUUUUUUUUAAUUAUCCAUGAACCUCAGACCCACGUGCCACUUUGCGACAGCGAGUCCUAAUAAAUCUGAUUGCCACAUGCAUUCAAUUCGACGCCAACUAGACUUCGCCCCCAACAACUUUAUACUUCAAGAACACCAACAGGGUUUCGAAAAUAGAGUAUGAUGGAUGUUUGCAUCCUCACAUUACACUAACACACUCUUUCAUAGAGAAAAAAAAAUUAACAUAAAAAAAUCUGGAAAUUUCUAACGGCUCCCAUUCAUCCAUUCAGCAAGACAUCUUCACAACUACUGCUCUACCCUUUUCUCCUUGUUUUUCCAUUCAAGCUAUAAAGAAAAACAAAACAAAGCAAAACAGGAAGCACCUCAGAUUUUGCUCCCAAACAUAUUCCACAGAAUCUUCUUCUCCUUUCUCCCAUCUUCCAUCCCCACACCACCAAUUAUACUCUCCCAUUUCCCCUCUCUCUUCCUCUAAAUUUCCCCCAUCCCCUGUUCUCAGUUGCUUCCUUGGAUACCCACACCAAAAACAAAAAAGCCUCCAACUUGCUUCUUCUACAGCAGACUUUUGGACCGAAUAAAUAAACAAAGAUCGCUUUUUUUCUACCCGCAACUUCUUCCACUUGGCCACAGGACCAGAGGGAGUAGAAACAGAAAGAGGAACUGUAUAAAGGGAGGGCCGAAUCAUGUGUGUUCAAGACGCAGAGAGCGUUGCUCAGGAAGCGGAAAUGGAGGAGGAAGAGAAGAUGGAGAAGAACGACGGCGGUGGAGUAGGAGGAAGCAGCGGCGGCGGUGAUAACAGGAAGCAAGCUCGGCCGUUCAGGCCUGCCCAGAUGGAGAAUUGGGAUAAAGACUCUUCCUUUAUGGCUUCUGGCGCCGGAAUCAGUGUCGGCGGCAACUCCUGCCCUCUGGAGAGCAUUAGUGAGGAUAGAGUCUCAACAGAAAGGAGGACGACAAACUUUGUUCCUGCCCUUAGGUCUGGGGAGUGGUCUGAUAUUGGUGGCCGCUCUGAAAUGGAGGACACUUAUGUUUGCAUUAGUGACUUGGCCAAGAAGUUUGGUUAUGAUGAUCUGCUGACACAGGAGACCAUUUCUCUCUAUGGUGUAUUCGAUGGCCAUGGGGGUAAAAGCGCGGCACAGUUUGUCCGAGACCACUUGCCAAGGAUCAUUGUUGAAGAUGCAGACUUUCCUCUUCAGAUGGAGAAAGUGAUUACACGUUCAUUCGUUGAGGUAGAUGCUGCAUUUGCAGAAUCUUGCUCUUCUGGUUCCACGAUCUCGUCUGGUACAACUGCACUAACCGCUAUGAUAUUUGGGAGGUCAAUGCUCAUAGCAAAUGCAGGUGACUGCAGGGCAGUCUUAUCUAGAAAUGGAAUGGCGAUUGAGCUAUCCAUGGAUCAUAGGCCAUGCAGCAUUAUCGAGAGACUCCGAGUUGAGUCAUUGGGUGGGUACGUCGAUGAUGGUUAUCUCAACGGCCAGUUGAGUGUUACACGUGCAUUGGGAGACUGGCAUCUCGAAGGGAUGAAGGACGCAGGAGAAAAGGAUGGUGGUGGCGGCCCACUGAUUGCUGAACCAGAGCUCAAGCUAAUCACAUUGACACACGAGGAUGAGUUUCUGAUCAUAGGUUGUGAUGGAAUCUGGGAAGUGUUCUUCAGCCAGAAUGCAGUGCACUUCGCUAGGAGGAGGCUUCAGCAGCACAAUGAUGUGAAGCAGUGCUGUAAAGAAAUGGUGGAGGAAGCUAUCAAACGAGGAGCGACUGACAACUUGACAGUUGUCAUCGUAGGCUUUCACUCCGAGCCCCCUCCAUCAACUGUAGUUCCAAAGGGGAGAGUGAGGAGGAGCAUCUCUGCUGAGGGACUGCAGAACCUGAGAUGUCUACUACAAGGAUAAUGCCGAAAAAAGUUGGCUUCUUUUCGGUUUUCUUCACCCAUACUUUUAGGAAGGGUAGAAGCUAAUCAAUAAUGGUGUAUAAC
Messenger RNA from Linum trigynum, 2976 nucleotides. NCBI's taxonomy places the organism in Eukaryota, Viridiplantae, Streptophyta, Magnoliopsida, Malpighiales, Linaceae. The record is from the annotation of a GenBank genome assembly.